This is a messenger RNA of Centropristis striata (black sea bass), 3522 nucleotides long. RefSeq names its product 5-hydroxytryptamine receptor 3A-like. The coding region runs from base 1 to 1389 and encodes 462 amino acids. The transcript is spliced from 10 exons. The record is from RefSeq and is a predicted model, not a curated record. NCBI's taxonomy places the organism in Eukaryota, Metazoa, Chordata, Actinopteri, Perciformes, Serranidae. Gene Ontology annotation, molecular function: transmembrane signaling receptor activity; extracellular ligand-gated monoatomic ion channel activity; neurotransmitter receptor activity. Gene Ontology annotation, biological process: nervous system process; chemical synaptic transmission; regulation of membrane potential. Gene Ontology annotation, cellular component: membrane; synapse; neuron projection.
AUGAUUCUUACUGGUUUCCUCUUUCUGCUCUUUCUCACAGACGGGGCGUUUCCUGAGCGUAACUGCAGUUAUCAGGAGGUGUUAAACCACCUGAAUCUGACCAAAAACAACGAGAUGUACUCCAUGACCCGGCCCGUUAAAAACUACAAACGCAGCACACGGGUCUCCCUGGAGGUUCUGCUCUACGCCAUUCUGGACGUGGUUGAAAAAGACCAGAAGUUUAUUCCUUACGUUUGGACCGUCAUGAGGUGGCACAAUGAAUACAUUUCCUGGGAUCCAAAUCAGUUUUGUGGAAUUGAUAAUGUUUCUCUUCCAAUGGAAGUUUUGUGGAAGCCAGAUCUCACGAUUGAAGAAAUGACUGAGAAGGACAAAGCUCCUCCGAGUCCUUAUCUCACUAUCAACAGUAAAGGUGAUGUUGAAAUCCAGAACGACCAGGUGCUGGUCAGCACCUGCAGGAUGCACAUUUACAAAUUCCCCUUUGACAUUCAGAGCUGCAACCUCUCCUUCAAGUCCGUCAUACACACUGCAAGGGACAUUCGGCUGCAGCCAAGUGACAACUCUUCAGAGGCCACUGAGUGGUCUCGUGAGGUGAUGCGGACCCAGUACGAAUGGCUGUUCAUCAACAUGACAGUGACCACCAACAACGCUAGCGAUAUGGUCGGCCAAGACAUCGUCGUUUACACUAUCACCAUGAAGAGGCGAUCUCUUCUCUACAUUGUCAACUUCUUGGUGCCCGUCUUAUUUUUCUUGUGUCUGGACUUGGCCUCCUUCCUGAUCUCAGACAGCGGAGGGGAAAAGCUCAGCUUCAAGGUCACUGUGCUGCUUGCUGUCACUGUGUUACAACUUAUUCUGAAUGAAAUUCUGCCAUCUUCGUCAAACAGGAUUCCUCUCAUAGCGCUCUACUGCAUUGGGAUUUUUGCUCUGAUGCUGCUGAGCCUCCUGGAGACAAUCGUGGUGAUGCAUCUGAUGAAGAAAGACUCUGCAUCCCAAGAAAACGAGGCAGAUAACGACCAAAGCCGGAGUGACGCCCGUAACAAUCAAAGCAAAACCAACUUCCACAACUGUCACGGAGAAGUUCACAAAUGGACUGAAUGUGAGUGUAUCUAUGAUGUGUCUACUGGUGAAACUCAAUCUGAGCUGCUGCCUGUGGCCAAAGAGGGCAACAGCAGCAAAAUGAUAGAGGAGUACCAUGCCUUGGAGAAGCUUUCAGAUGAGCUGCGGGAGAUGGAGAAAACACUGUCCCUGUUCCUCAUCAACAGGAGGGAAGAGGAGAAGCCCGGCUACUGGACCAGAGUGGCUAAAAAAGUCAACAGAGCUUUCUUUUUUUUCUAUAUAACAGUGGUCAGUCUGUUUUUAAUUAUUAUCUUUUUAAAAUGGAACAAUGCAUAGAGGUGAUCAUUGCUAUAUACUGAAAACAUGAUUGAGGGAUAGUUCACUUUAUUAGCCUUACCCACUGCUAAUUUAUGCCACUUUAAUUUCCUUCUUUCCUCAUGUCAUUUCUGAUAUUAUUACAUAUCUGGUUUGCACUGGUAUGUACUGUGGUUGUGGCUAGAAAAGACCUGUGUUGCGUACAUAUGACUUCACGUUCUUGUCGUAAUCAAAGAGACUCGGAUUCGCUCUGGAUCACUCAGGAUCGGUUUACUGUUUUUUUCCGACCUGCUUUAAAUGUAUCCAGAGACUGUUAAGUGGUUGUAGAGUAUAUUUGGAUGAAUUCAUCAAACCAAAAGUCAAGCAAGAAUUAGCUAGCUAGCACAUCCCAAGCUCAUUUUACCUCACUCCUCGCUGCUAGCAGACCACUUCGCUGGUAAGAGAGCGACUCUUGUCCCAACAAACUAAUGCCUUUCUGCCAGCGGUGUGGAUGACCCGGUAUAUGCAGCGCUGAUGCUGGCCAUCAGCCCACUGUUGGGCUUAUGACAAUAUGAUGGAAUUAAUGGUCCAGCAUAGCUAAUAAGUUAAACUAAAAUGUAACUGCUUCAUCCAUGCACUCCUGUCACUGCGUCAGAAAGCAUGGAAAUAUCGCCAGAUGAGUGACAACUUUGUUUGGCUCAUUUUCUGUGUAGCAUGGUAAAAUUAGCGAGCUAACUUACAAACCAGCAAGCAGCUAAUUGGUCAAAACAGCCUAAAAUCUAACAACUUAAUGCUUCACAGGAACAAUAUGUCAUAUUACACAAGACUGAUAUUUAUACACCAAUAUAACUAUCCAUUGCAAAGCUGCCUGCUGAACGUAAACAACACAAAAUUGUACUCUCCUGAGAUUUUUACACAAGACAGAUCCUCUCUUGGCAAAACCAUGUAAACCAGGCUCUCCUCUCCACUCAGCUUUUGUCAUUGCAGGCAAUGUGUUUGAAGGUGGUAACAGCAAACAAGUUUAACCACCACAUGUCCCAGACGCUCAAAUCGAACAUGUAUUGACCACAGGGGGCAACAAACACACCUUUAUGACCCUGUUACACCAGAAAGUGGUACAUCCAUACAUUGUUUGCAAAGUAUUUGACCCUUGUAUGAACGGCUUGUAGACGUAGCAGCUAUUUGGUGAACUGCUGUAAUUGCUGAGCUAAAAGCUAACAAGCUGGUCAGUAGCAGUGUUUCCAUUCAAUUGUAAAGCAAAUUCCAGGUGAACUUUUUGAAAUGUCUGAAAAAAUAUAUUCAAAUCAAGCAGUGUUUCCAUCAACUACUUUGGAGUGAAUGAACUAAGCUAAAAUAAAGUUUUCAGACGUUUGCUCUAGAGGCUUUAAAAUGCCAGUAAACAGAGUAGAAGAAGUAGAGUUCCUAAACUAGAAAAAAACAUGACCAUCUAACUCAUCUACUAUCGAGAAAAUAGAGAAAUAUCUUCAGGAAUUUGGUUACAUUUGACAAGUUUUAUGUUCUAGUAGUUCUUUCAUGUCAGCAAGAUGUGUCCAUGUUUCAUGGUGUUCAGGCACAAAGACAAAAUUAAUACAACAUCCAGGAAGAAGCUGACAGCAGAAAAAACUGGUAAGUCAUGUGAGGUAAAAGUUCUCUAUAUCCCAGUAAGCACAACUCAAGCCAAUGUAAGUUUCUAAAAAAAUUUUGUGCAAUUUACAUUUUUCUUGCCAUUUUCAUUUGUUUUUUUUAAUGCCAUUCUUCAAAAGCCAUAAAAAAAUAAGUCAUUGGAAACACUGUCAGUAACUUUCACACACUGAACACCUUCAAAUCAACAGUGGUUUCAUUUUUCCACAUCUGGACCUGCUGGAAGAUAAAAACGCUUGAAUUGAUAAAAACACAGUCUUGUUUUCAAUGUACUUGUUUUAAAAAAUCUGAUCAGGAAAUGUAUACUUGGCUGUUGAGAUAUAUGGAGUCCUUCAGUAUAGUGCAACUACUGUGGUUUGCAUGUUUUAUGUUGUUACAUCAACAUCUAACACAUAUACCUACACAAUAUGAACGAGUCUGGUUGUAUUGUAAAAUUCUAGUGCACUGAUAUGAAAACAUAUAUUUACAUGCAUGUUGCUUUUGCAUGUUAAUUAUUUAUUAUAUAUAUUUGUGUAUCACAGGUUGUCUAAAUUC